Messenger RNA from Rhineura floridana, 2421 nucleotides. It is a transcript of the gene PUM3, whose product is annotated as pumilio RNA binding family member 3. The coding region runs from base 365 to 2275 and encodes 636 amino acids. The record is from RefSeq and is a predicted model, not a curated record. Gene Ontology annotation, molecular function: mRNA binding. NCBI's taxonomy places the organism in Eukaryota, Metazoa, Chordata, Lepidosauria, Squamata, Rhineuridae. Gene Ontology annotation, biological process: regulation of translation. Gene Ontology annotation, cellular component: nucleolus. The transcript is spliced from 19 exons.
CUGCUCUCAAAUAUCCUAGGUGCCAUAGCUACAUUAGUCUUCUGAUGCCGGUCAAAUGGGAACCGGAAGUAUACCAAUAAUUUUUGUGCCUACCCCUUUUUCUCCGCUGGGGCUUUCAUGAUCUGCUUUACGGCAUCUUGUUGCGCCUCUUAUCUUCCCGUCGACCAAUGGGAAGAAAACUUCCGCAGGAAGCAACCGUAAAACAGUGAAAAGAGAGGAAGGACAGUAUUCUUAAGCCAUUUCGAUAGGAAGAGAGCACGUGUGGUUGUAGGGGUUAAGCCUCACCAACACUGUAACUGAGGGCUUUGCUGGAAGCCUUUUCCCCCAACCCUUCACUGAUCUAUUGAAACUCAGCACUAAUCUAAUGGAAGCCAAAAGUAAAAGGAAAUUUGUAGGCAAAGGUGGAAAAACAGGCCCUGGGAAAAAGAAGUUUAAAAAGAAUAACGAUGCUGGUCUUCCAACAAGAUUAAUCAGAAAAAAUGGUGAAGAUGCCAAGCCUAAAUUUAAACCUAAGAAAUUUGAGAGAGGAAACAAAAAGCCUGGUAAAACUGGAGUGAAACAAUUUAAGAGUAAACAACUUUCAGAGAAGUUACCCAGGAAGCGCAAACUCCAAAAUGAUAAAGACGGAGAGUUGGAGCCUAAGAAGCCAAAGUGGGAUAACAUCAAGAAGAAAAAGAAGGAACUGAAGCAGACCCGACAGCUAAAUGACAAAGCCAACUACAAUGUGGUGCUUAAGGGGAAGCAGAUUUGGGAAACACUAAGGCGGAAAAAAUGUGACAAGGAAAAGCGGGAGAAGCUGUUGAGUGACCUUCAGGAGCUGCUUCAUGGGAAAAUAAAAAAUAUGGCAUUUGCUCAUGAUUCAACACGUGUCAUCCAGUGUUACAUUCAGUUUGGCAAUGAAAAGCAAAGGCAAGAAGUAUUUGAAGAAUUAAAAGACAGCUUCACUGAACUAAGCAAAUCCAAGUAUUCCAGAAAUAUUGUGAAGAAACUUCUUGCAUAUGGAACAAAGCCACAAAUUGCAGAAAUAAUCAAAAGCUUUAAAGGUGAGGUGAGGAAGAUGCUGCGCCAUGCUGAAGCGUCUGCGGUGGUAGAGUACGCAUACAAUGACAAAGCCAUUUUGGAACAAAGGAACAUGUUGACAGAGGAGCUUUAUGGGAAUGCAUUCCAAGUCUACAAGUCAUCUGAUCACCCAACUCUGAACGAAGUGUUAAAGGCUCAGCCUGGAAAGCGGGAGGCCAUUUUGGAUGAAAUGAAACAGAUCCUUACUCCAAUGGCUCAAAAAGAGGCUGUAAUAAAGCAUUCAUUGGUACAUAAAGUCUUUUUGGACUUCUUUACCCACGCCAUCCCUAAACAGAGAUCUGAAAUGAUCGAAGCUAUCAGAGAAUCUGUAAUCUACUUGGCGCACACGCAUGAUGGAGCCAGAGUAGCCAUGCAUUGCCUCUGGCAUGGGACCCCUAAGGACAGAAAAGUCAUUGUGAAAACCAUGAAGACUUAUGUUGAAAAAAUAGCUAAUGGCGAAUUCUCACAUUUGGUUUUGCUGGCAGCAUUUGACUGUAUUGAUGAUACCAAGCUUGUGAAACAGCUAAUUAUAUCUGAAAUGAGCGAUUCCUUAACCAGCAUUGUAAAUAACAAAUAUGGAAGGAAAGCCCUGCUGUAUCUGUUACGUCCAAGGGAUACUACGUAUUUCUCACCAGCAAUAAUCAAAAUUCUGCAGCAGGGUGAUGGAAAUGCUUAUAGUAAAAAAGAUGUAGAUGUUCGCUGUCAUGAACUUCUGGAAGCUGUUUCUCCUGCCUUGUUAAAGUACCUGAACCUACAUGUUGAAGAAAUGGUGAUGGACAAAGCUACAUUCAUUGUAGUCACUGGCAUCCUCAAGGCUGCUGUUGGUGAUGUCCAGCCUGCUAUGAACACCGUCGCUAGUCUAGCUGCAAGAGAGAUGGCUCCAGGGGGCAAAGACGGGCAGCUUCAUAUUGCAGAGCAUCCUGCAGGUCAUCUAGUUCUGAAGUGGCUAAUUGAACAAGAUGAAAAAAUGAAGGAGAGUGGCAGAGAAGCAUGUUUUGCAAGAACAUUGGUAGAACAUGUGGGCAUUGAUCUUCUGAAGACCUGGGCAAAUGUAAAUCGUGGUGCAAUUAUUCUUUGUCGCCUUCUUCAGAGUUCUGAUCAAGAUGUCGUGACUCAAGUCAAAGAUGGACUAAAAAGUCUUAUUCCAAAACUUAAAAAAAGGACUAAAGAUAACACAACAGCAACAAAAGUGUUGCUGGAGAAACUGUCAUCUUAACUUACGGAAGUUAUUAAAUGGACAAGUUUUCUAUCUAUGGAAGCAAAUUCUUCCUUUUACUACAUCUAGAGGAAAGGUUUGGGAGAAAGAUUGUUGUUUAAAACAAGACACACACCAUGUCAAUAAACACUUAAACUUUUUUAGAA